AAACAUCGAUGUCAUCGAUGUCAAAAUCGCUGUUCUUCCACCUCUAUACUCUUGCAAGAAACAAAACAAUCUUAAAACUUAGUCAAUUCAGUAUCAGGUGGUUCAAGUUGUGAAGGAUCCACUACCAGAUCCAAGCCAGUGCGCGCCUUACCGCUUACCAGGAAUACGAGAGACAGCUACUUUAGCCAACGAGUUUUGCCAAACUAAAGCUACGAAAAUGACGCAGGACAUGCUGCUGGGCAACGAGGAGCCGAGCAAGAGCAAGGAGACUUUCCUGGAGAAGUUCUGUGUCCUGGCCAAAUCGUCCUCCGGCGAAGCCCUGCUGGACGUGAUUCGCCAAGCCCUGGAAGCCCCGAAUGUCUUUGUUUUUGGGGAGCUACUGGCGGAACCCUCCGUAUCGCAGCUAAAGGACGGCCCGGAUGCCAAGCACUUCGAGACCCUGAACCUCUUCGCCUACGGAACCUACAAGGAGUACCGCGCUCAGCCGGAAAAGUUCAUAGAACUGAGUCCCGCCAUGCAGAAAAAGCUGCAGCACCUGACCAUUGUCUCACUGGCCAUCAAGGCGAAGAGUAUUCCCUACGCCCUGCUGCUCAGCGAACUGGAGAUCGACAAUGUCCGCCACCUGGAGGACGUCAUUAUUGAGGCCAUCUACGCAGACAUCAUCCACGGAAAGCUGUUCCAGAACACACGCAUUUUGGAGGUGGACUACGCCCAGGGCCGCGACAUUCCGCCCGGAUACACUGGCCAGAUCGUGGAAACCCUGCAGGCUUGGGUCAACUCCUGCGACAGCGUCUCCAACUGCAUCGAAAUGCAGAUCAAGUUCGCCAAUGCCGAGAAGUCCAAGAGGCUGGUGAACAAGGAGCGUGUGGAACAAGAUCUCAUCAACCUUAAGAAGGUACUCAAAAGCCAGACCUCUGACAGUGACGAGAGCAUGCAAAUCGACACCCAUGGACCAGGAACUAGCAGUGGAUUGGGUCAAUCGGAGCUGCGCAAGAAACCCUCGAAGCUGAGGAACCCACGCAGUGCAGCAGUUGGUCUGAAGUUCGGCAAGUGAGAUGAGGCCGGUCGAGCGGAUGAGGGGUCAGGAGCUGGUUCGAACGGAGCCAGGCGUCGCUCAAGGUCGCAGGCAACCCCGCGUGGCACUUGAGGACCGUUCCGCUCGCUGUCGGAGGAACUCUUCUUCCAAGCCCAUCACUUCAAAACUCACUUCGAUUCGCCAGAACAAAUGCCGGCUGUCCUCGUAAUGGAUUCCAUAACUACCAUCAAAUUUAUCAUCAAUAAAUAGCGGAUACAGAAACUGUAAUAAUAGAAACUAUGCAUCAAAAUUCGUA
Molecule: messenger RNA, 1331 nt
Organism: Drosophila biarmipes
Lineage: Eukaryota; Metazoa; Arthropoda; Insecta; Diptera; Drosophilidae
Gene: CSN7
Product: COP9 signalosome complex subunit 7
Exons: 5
Coding region: 218-1054 (278 amino acids)
Biological process (GO): COP9 signalosome assembly
Cellular component (GO): COP9 signalosome
Source: RefSeq, a predicted model, not a curated record